Rana temporaria (common frog) is the source of this 1471-nucleotide messenger RNA. RefSeq names its product interferon-induced protein with tetratricopeptide repeats 5-like. The record is from RefSeq and is a predicted model, not a curated record. The transcript is spliced from 2 exons. Bases 140 to 1420 code for a protein of 426 amino acids. Gene Ontology annotation, cellular component: cytosol. Gene Ontology annotation, biological process: defense response to virus. Gene Ontology annotation, molecular function: protein binding. NCBI's taxonomy places the organism in Eukaryota, Metazoa, Chordata, Amphibia, Anura, Ranidae.
UUUAUUAUCAUAGAGCUUAUCAUGGAACAUGGUCACAUGGUAUGAACCUAAUCAUAUAUAGGAGGAUCUCAUCCACCAGGUACAUCAAGGAUCGCCCAACAACAGCAAACACAGUACACUCAAAGACGAACAAUGCAGAAUGAGUGACAUCAUAAAAAAUUCCGUGAUGGAUCAUCUACUGAAACUUCAAUGCCAUUUUACUUGGAACCUGCUUGGAGAAGAUGUAGACAUUGAUAGUGUGGAAGAAAGGCUAAAUGACCAGCUUGUGUAUUUGCCAGAUGCAACCAAACACAGGAUGUAUAACUUCCUAGCUUACCUAAAGCAUCUCAAAGGAGACCAUGAGGAAGCCAUGAUCCAGCUCCAAAAAGCUGAGGCACAUAUACAAGAGUCCAGCAUAACAGAAGAUUCAGAUGUUAGGAGAACUGUUAUGUAUGGUAACUUUGCCUGGGUUUUCUACCACCAGAACCAGUUUAUCAAGAGCUCCACCUAUGCAGAAAAGGUGGACACCAUUUUAAAGCAAUAUGAGUCUCCACCAGAGAAAAACACUCUUCUGUUAGAUAGAUAUGGAGAACAAGGCUGGGCUUACUUAUCCUUUACAGGAAAAUACUAUCAAUGCGCGCUUGAGUGCUUUGAACAAGCUCUAAAACUUGACCCAGAAGAUCCAGAAAUGAAUUCAGGCCAUGCCAUGGCUGUGUAUAGAAUGGAAGGUUUCAGCUAUAGCAGGAACACAGAAAACAGAUCUUUUCCACUCUUGGAACGGGCUGUUAACUUAAAUCCCAGAGAUACAGUGUUGAAGGUUCUCCUUGCAGUGAAAUGUCAACAUAUGAAGAAGUAUGAUCAAGGAGCUAUGUUAAUAGAACAAGCUCUACAAGAACAACCAGAAUCUCCUUAUGUUCUUCGAAAUGUGGCAAUAUUUUACAGAAAAGAUAAAAAGAUAAAUGAAGCUAUUGCAAUGUUGAAGAAAGCAGUCAGUUUAACUCCUAACUCCAUCACUGUUCAUUAUCAACUUGCUAAGUGUUACAAAGAUUUGAUAAGAAUGCCCACUGAUUACAAUAAGCAGCAAAACGCUGAAGCCAUUGCAAAUGCAAUAUUUCACUCGGAAAAGGCUGUUGAGCUAAACAGGUCAUCUGUGGGACCUCACAUUUUAUUGGCUCAGGUAUACAUGAAAGCUAAUGAACACCAAAAGGCAAAAGAAGAAUUUUACAAAACUCUGAACAUGAAUGAUAUUGACUCUCAACAGAAACAAGAGCUCCAUUUCUACUGGGCACUACAUUUAAAACAUUUGAGAGGAUCUGAGUCUGAAGCAGUAAGGCAUUUUAAGGAAGUGAUAGAGAUACAAAAUCCAACAUGGUUUAGAAAAACCGCCAUAAAAGAACUGAAAAAACUUGAGGAAACCAUGAGGCUGGGUUCACACCAUUAACCCCCCUGGCGGUAUUCCCGAGUCUGACUCGGGGUUAGAUUUUUGUGCUAG